AGAAAAAUAAAUGAGAAACAUUUUUCGAGGUACGAGUACACGUGAAGAGUUGUGUCCAAAUUUAGCGUCAUAGAAGAUUCCAAGAUGUGGCACUUACUGGGACAACUCUCGGACUUCUUAGCCCCACACAGCGAUCUCUUGAAGCAUAUUGCCGUUAUCCUUACUUGCAUACAACUCGCCGCCGGACUUCGUGCUGUCUACGAAGUGAAGAUCAAUCAGAGCAGCGAUAUAUACGAGCCUGAAGGCUUUCUGGGUGCCCUCAUAUUGACGGCUCUAGGUCUGCGGAUGGCCACACUAAACGGGGAUGUGACGAUGGUACGGAUUAAUAGUACAGGACUGGUAUUGAAUGUGACAUUUAUGGCGCUCUUCUAUUGGUACGCCUCGCCGGCGAAAAAGAUGCUCAUACGUCGCAAAUUAUAUAUAGUGGCCUUCCUGAUAGCCGCCUUUGUGGGAUACUCCUUGUUUGAGGAUCCAGAGGCCAUUAGGUUUCGUCUGACCAUCAUUAUGACGACCACACUACUGACUGUUGUUCUGCUGCCGCUGCUGAAAAUCGGAGAGGAUUGGGAGAGACAGAAUGUGCGAUUCUCGAAUCUUUUGUGCGGCACACUUGUCACUGUGGCCUGGACCCUCUAUUCAUUGGCUAUUAGGAACCUCUCGCUGAUUUAUCAAAACCUUUUGCUGCUAAUACUGGAUCUACUCGAAAUCCUACUCUUCUUUGUCUAUCGUCGCAGGAACAUGUUUCCCGCCUCUGCCUCCGCCUCCGUUUCCGCCUCCGCUUCCUCUACCGAUGUGGUGGCCGUCCGGAGUGUUUCCACAAAUGUCUCCUUGGCCAUCUGCGCCCGCUGUCGCUCAUCGACCCAUUAACCCUAAAUGGUUGUUCUUAUUUAACAUACACUAAGGUUGUUCUUUAAAACUGUCUCUGUUUGAUCCCCAAGUACAAAAUUCUCAGCUUA
Molecule: messenger RNA, 953 nt
Organism: Scaptodrosophila lebanonensis
Lineage: Eukaryota; Metazoa; Arthropoda; Insecta; Diptera; Drosophilidae
Product: bidirectional sugar transporter SWEET11-like
Exons: 1
Coding region: 85-864 (259 amino acids)
Biological process (GO): carbohydrate transport
Cellular component (GO): membrane
Molecular function (GO): sugar transmembrane transporter activity
Source: RefSeq, a predicted model, not a curated record